This is a messenger RNA of Chiloscyllium plagiosum (whitespotted bambooshark), 5785 nucleotides long. RefSeq lists its product as uncharacterized. Lineage: Eukaryota; Metazoa; Chordata; Chondrichthyes; Orectolobiformes; Hemiscylliidae. Gene Ontology annotation, cellular component: nucleus. The record is from RefSeq and is a predicted model, not a curated record.
UUCCUAAUUAGCAUGUUCAUGUGCUUGCAGAGUUCAGAGGACAGACCAGUACAAUUCACUCAAACAUGUCAGGCUCUGUAACAGUGCAGUGAAAAGUCGGUGAAAGCCGACCCCAUAGAAAGUUUUCAAAGUGUGGAGUGGUGAAGAUGAGGAACCAGCUGUGGAGCGUGCCACCCUUCCGGAAGAUGCCAGACCGACGGAUCCGCAAAGCCCGCUUCAAGGACCGCGACCUGCGUGUGCUCAUCGAUUCCGUCAUGGAGAGACGAGGGGACAUCUUCGGUGAGGGGGGCCAGCCGCCCACCAUGCAGAGCCGCCGCCAGGCUUGGCUCUUCGUCAUGGAGAAAGUCAAUGCAGUGUCUGGGACUCGCAGGACCUGGGAGGAGGUGCGGAAGAAGGUCCAUGACCUGAAGAAAAGCACCAAGGAAAAACUGGCUUAUAACAGAAGAGCUCGCCAAUUAUCGUGUGGUGGCAGACCAGACAUCAAAACAUUGACAGAGUUUGAGAAUGAUAUGAUCCUGCUUUUUGGGAAAGAAAGUUUUGAAGGGCUUGAUACUGUGGAUCUUGGAGUCAUGUCAAGACUCAGUGAGUGUGAGCCUAUGUACUCAUACUCUGCCAUUUUGUAUCUCUUCACAGAUCAAGGAGAAACAAGUGGAUCAUCAACCACAGCUGCAAAACAGCACCUUACACCCAAGUACCAAAUAUCAUCACCUCAAGCUGAAGCAGGCACCAGCAUAGAUACACCCACUGGAGGAGGCAAUAGUGUUGAGGAUGAGGAAGAACUGGGUGAGUCACUGAACAUUAGUGAGGACAGGGGACCAAUAUUGGUAGAUGAUGAGAGAUCAUCCUUUGAAGGGUGGAGGCCCCAUAUGUUGGGCCCUCCAAUUGAGGCAGAUGCAGAUACAGAUCUCAGUGGGCCUGCUUUUAAACGGAGACUGUUAGAACAUGAAUUCAGCGUUGAACAGUCACUUGCCUCCAUACACACCACAGUGGAAGAUGGCAUGGUUAUGUUGGACCAACGGUUGUGUGCAUUGCAAUCUGCUAUUGAGCACGUGGCAACACCAGUGGCAUCUGCAGUGGAGACCUCACUAACACAAGCCUUGGACACAGUUGGGUCAUCACUCAUGAAUGCUCAUUCUGCUGCUAUAGAAGUUUUGGGGUCAAAACUCCAAGAAGCUGUCAAGGCAGGCUUCACUUCUCUUGGAGAACGCUUGCAGGCAACCAUGGCUGAGGGUUUUCAAAGUCUUAUAGAAGCCCAAUGCUCUAUGCUCACUCAGAUAAUUGGUCAGCGUGAAAAGCUGGCCUCUUCUACUGGAAUUGUGCACGCUCAUCAAGUUGACAGUCAUUCAAGUGGAGGUUUGGUGCCACCAAAAAAAAAACAGGUGACUGCAGGUGCUGUCUCUGAAAAUCUGGAAUCCAGAGCAACUCAGCAUCAGAGACCCAUGGGACUGAUGCAGGUGCAUCAGGGUUAGUUGCAGAUACAGGUAGCAGGACUUCUGUAUUUGAUGCAGCUACAGGGUUGGCUCUAGCUGCCAACUUGUGCAGAAAGGCUAGGAGAUCAGCACAGAGUCCUGAUGCUUCGACUCCCUAUUUUCCUCCCCCCUCCAAACCUCCCUGUCCCAUCUUGGAUGCUGAGCCUGUCUCUGCCAGAAUGCACAUGAAGUUUGCAGCUGGUACAGCAAUUGACUCUGGACGCAGCCAACAUAUGCUGUGCUCUGUGUGCUGUUUUUUAAAACGUGUGUAUUUAAAUUUAAAAUGUUUUGAGUCCUGGUGAGAAGCACUCAUGUUGGAUGACUUGUCCUGGUGUCAGAUUGGUGGGGAUUGUCCAAGCAGCAAAACUUGAGCAGCUUAGUGAGGGGAUCUGUAGCAGUGUCUGUACUUGUCUGGUGUAGGGAACAAACCAUUGAAAGUCAAGGGACCGGCGGAAUUCAGAAUGGUGCAGGAAGACACCCUGGUGACUCACUCUUCUGCAGUUGACUUUAUUCAUUCAGGUUUUAUUUUGUUUUAAGCAGAAUAAAGCUUCUGGGAGUUUGCUUGUUUGAACCUUGAAUUUGGCAAUUUGGAAAGAGUAAAAGGUCCCAUUGGUGAAGUUCACUAUAUGCUUAAAGCCUCUUGUGAAUAUUCCUGUGUCAUAUCUGCAUAAGCCAUUAAUCUAUUUAAGUAACACACACAGGAAUAGGCUACGGGUGCUUUAAACAAUUUCAAUUUGAAUUUUGAAGUAAGGAAAUUUUACUCACUACUCACAAUUCCUAUGUUGUCAGAUUAAGCCAAUUUCAUAUUAAUUAACAAAUCCUUUCCCUCCUUUCUGACUCUUUGUGGCACUAAAAAAUAACUAAGUAAGAAAACAGAUUGUCUCAUUAGUAUAUGUGCUAGUUUAAGAGAGUGCCAUGGACUGUAUACUGAGAAGGUUACAAGCUGCCCAAAGCUCAAUAAUGGAUAUCUUUUAUAUUUGGGGAAUGGGGAGAUUAAUGCAGUGCCCAAUAUUAACACCAGGGAGACAGUUACAUGCUUCUGCUUCCUGCAUCAACACCUAUGCAGAUGGCCACAAGCUGUUUGCCAGUGCUGUUCCUUAAAUUGCUUAGUAGUAGGUGAUGUGCACAAGUAACAUGGAUAAUCUGCUUGGUAUGUGGGAGUGGAGACAAAAGAUAUGAACAGCGCUGCUUAACUGAAUACAUGCAGUUUACUUUUAGUACAGCUCAAAUCUUUCCUUCUUAUGUAGCAUAAAACCUGAAGGGACGUAUUCAGAAGCAAAUCCAAUGAGAGUUAGAUACAUUUUACUGGAAAAGUAUCAAUAAUUGUACAGCAUUUACAAUGUAGAAACAGGUCAGUCAGCCCAUUAACUGUUUAAGUACCACACAAGCACUCUUCCAACUCAUUUUCAUUCAAUCUGAUCAACAAGAUCUUUCUAUUCCUUUCUUCCAUUAAAUGCAUCUUUGCUAUUUGUUUCCACUAUUCCACAUUCUCGUCAUGCUGUGAGUAAAUAAGUUUCUUACAAAUUCUCUAUUGCAUUGAUCAGUGAUGAUCUUCCUGUUAGGGAUCAUAGGUCUCCCUCACUGUGAAAAUAUUUUUAUAUCCACUCUAUCAAAACCUUUCAUUAUCUUAAAGACAACUCUUUAGCAUCUCUUUUCUGUGGAAAUGAGCCCUAAUCUGUUCACUAUUUCUUGAUUGAUAUCACCUCUCAGUUCCAGUAUCAUCCUUGCAUCUUUUUCUGCACCUAAUCUAAAUAUCCUUUUUGUAAAAUUAGCACUAGAGCUCUGUGUUGUACUCCAAGUGUGAUCUAACCAUGGUUUGUAUCUGCUUAACAUAAGUUCUUUGCUGUUCCAUUCUUUUAGAAAUUAAUCACAGUGAUUUGUUACCUUUUUAUGGUCUUAUUAAUCUGUGUUGCUACUUCUAGUGAUUUGUGUAUCUGUAUCUUGGAUCUCUUUGCCUCUGUACCCAAUUUAGAAACUUAAUUAACAAAGAAAAUGUGGCUGCCUUAUUCUUCAUAAUGAAAUGCAACAGCACACAUUUAUCUUUACAGCAACUUGAUGAUUGUAAAUAACAUUACCCUGUUGUGGAGCCUACUGAAAAAUAAAACUGGAACACAGGAUCAGGAUUCCACCAGUCAGUUCCUCAUGCUUGUUCUGUAUUAGACUAUGGUUAUCCUAUAUUUUAACUCUGUUUUCCUGUCUCAGUUACAUUAGUAUUAAUAUCCUUGUUUAGUAAAAACCAACAUUCUUAGUUUUGUUAAUUUUACUUAAACUUUAGCCUCAACAGCUUCCUGACAUCGCCCCUGAAUGUCCUGCCUCUAAUUUAUGUUUUUGCUCCCUCAUUCUCCACCCUCCUACAACAGGAAAUAAUUUCCAUAUCUUUCCUAUUAACUUCUUUGGUCAAAUCUCAAUUAGAUCAGUUCUUAAUCUUCUACACUAAGGGAAAUACAAGUCUAAUAUAUACAAAAACCAAAAUAUUGUAAAAAAAAAGUGUUAUAGAAAUCUGAAAUACUCAGUAAAUCUAUCAGGUUCUGUGAAGAGAGAAACAACAUUCAUGUUUAACUUUUAUGACCAUUCACUAAAUCUAAUCAAUACUAUCUAUCCUUGUAAUUUAACUCUCUUAACCCUGAUAUCAUUCUGAACAGGAGGAUCAUUUUUUAAAUUCUUUGUCUUUUGUAUGUAUGCAUAUCUUGUACAUUAAAAAUGAUAUAUCUGCAUGUUCUCUGUCUCACUGCAUGUGUCACAUUAUUGUGCCACACUUUAUUGAUCUUUGCUCAAUAUGAAAGAGCAGCAAAUCACAGCUGAUAGGCAGAUAAGAUCCAACCUAAACAGGUGGGAAACUGUCAAGUAAAAGCUACCAAAGGAUUAUAGAAAAAUCUAUCGAAAGAACAAACUAUGUGAAAAGAGUAAUGCUCUUUGAAAGAACUAUCUAGGUAGUCUCAUUCACCACCUGCCUACUCACUCUUACAUAUGCACACACUCACUCUGGUUCUCCCCUCAUAACCUGCAGGUUUUGACGUCUAUUUUAAAUUCCCUUUUGAAAGUGAUUCUUUAUUCUGGUAUCCCUGUCCUUCCAGUCGGUGCAUUCCAAAUCAUCAUAAACCACUACAUAUAAAGAAAUCACCUUCCCUUCCCCUAUCUUCUGCCAAUUAUUAUCUUAACUCUGUGUCUUAAGGUCAAUGACCCUCUUGUCAGCAGAAACAGCUUUUCUCUCACUCUUCUGUCAAGAGCCCUUGUUAACUUUCUCCUUUGCUUUCUUGGCUCUGUGGAGAAUCCUUACUGCCCAAUCAGCAAAAGCUAUUAUUAAUAAAAUAAGGGAAAGGGAAGCAAUAAAAUCAUUCAAAAUACUCAAUGACAAUAUUUAUGUGUGCCUUUUUACUUCCUUAGCUGAAUGCAGGUUCUGUUUAAUAUUUAAAACUAAACAUGUCUCUUGUCUUUUGAGUAUUACCAUCAAGGUGUUUAUUUUUGGGCCUCAACCUGUCUUAAAAAUCCCAGCUUGAAGUUGAUAUAUUCCUCAAAAUUCUAUCAACUCAUGAAAGCUACUAUGCUUUAGGACACAAAGUCCAAGUGCACCAUUACACAAUUUCUAAGCAUGCACCAGCAUAGUAGCAACUUUCUCCACCUAAUAUUUUAGCAGAACUUUUUUAAUUUCUUUACAUUUCCAAAUGAUUUCAAAACAAGCUGGCUAAUUAAUUUUAACAACUUCUUUGAGUAAAGAACAAGCCAUGUUUACUGUGUGAGAGGAGUGGUUUAUAUUUAAAAAUUGUAAACAAUAAUUAUUUACUAAAAAUGUAUCUUUCUGUUUCACAAUGUUGAAUGACUUUCUCAUAGCUACAGCAAUGUUUGAGUUUGUUUUUACAACUAAUUUGAAAAGAAACUGGGUGAAUUAUUUAUUAAGCAUACUUGAUUCAAUGCGUGAUUGUAUCUGGAGUUUGUUCUGAAGAAUUUAAAACCGCGUUAAUCCAUUGCUGUAUGUCUGUUCACAUUUGAUCCCUGAACUAAAAUAGCCUUUGUCAAUGAGAGAUUGAGAGCCCAUCAGUUUUCUACCAGCAAGUUGUGCCUGACCAAGAGAUCUCUCCAGUCACAAAGGAGAAGUGUACACAAUAUCAGCUUUGCAAUAGAGCUAAGGAAUCACAGAAUAAAAGGUGAAUAUUUUCUUCAAGUACAGACUGUUUUGUUUUCAAGGUAUUACAUAUCUUCAAACUGAGAGUUUUACAACUUUUAGUACAUGGUAUGGAUUUUUUUCUCUUCAAAAAUGGGCAAAUCUGUGAAAUGUAUAACAUCUAUAAAGCUUAUUGGUGCUCAAUAAAAGUAUGAAA